Messenger RNA from Sardina pilchardus (European sardine), 1758 nucleotides. Its product is annotated as membrane cofactor protein-like. NCBI's taxonomy places the organism in Eukaryota, Metazoa, Chordata, Actinopteri, Clupeiformes, Clupeidae. The record is from RefSeq and is a predicted model, not a curated record. The transcript has 12 exons. The coding region runs from base 136 to 1182 and encodes 348 amino acids. Gene Ontology annotation, biological process: negative regulation of complement activation, classical pathway.
UGGCUUGGUUGGAACGCCUGUACACACCGCUUCGCUCCGUUUUCUCCAGUCCCGUUGUUCUCUUGUCCCAGGCUUCUUUGUACGUUUGGCAACUUGGAAGGAGAUAGUAAGAUUUAAAUCGGAGAAAAGCCAAGCAUGUGGAGAACUGAGGACAAAGGUGCAAUCAUGCUCAUUAAAAUCUGGGGAUGUGUGGGGAUUUUGUGCCUUUUAUCCCUGCAAAUCGAAGGACAAUGUUCAAAGCCAGUCCUCAGUGACAAUGCUGUUUUACAUGAGGAUCACAUCUCACUAACCAGUUUUCCGGAAAACACUACUGUAAGACUCAGUUGUGUCCCAGGGUACAAACCAGCAUCGGGGCCGCUGACGGUGAAGUGUCAGGGCGACCAGUGGAACCCAAACCCACAGGAUUUCAUCUGCAAAAAAAAGACCUGUGGAAACCCAGGAGAAGUGACAAAUGGUGUAUAUAACACAUCUGAGGGAGUUGACUUUGGUGCAGUUGUCACAGCCAUCUGUAAUUUGGGGCACUACUUGGUGGGAGAAGGCCAAAGAAGAUGCUUGGCAGAUGGGACAUGGAGUGGACGUGAGGCUGUUUGUGAAGUGGUGAAAUGCGGCCCUCCUCGAAAGAUUGACCACGGCCAACUUGAUUCCGCUCCAGAGGUUGAGUAUAAGUUUCGAGAUGUGGUGCGCUACAGCUGCGACGUGGGCUACACCGUAUUGGGAAAUGCCGAAUCAUACUGCACGGAGAAUGGAACGUGGACUGCAGCUCCCAUAUGCAAAACGGUGGAAUGCCCGAAGCCAGACGUAACAAAUGGCAGACGUGUUUUUGGAAAUAACGGUCCCUAUGGCAAAGGGGCUAUCCUCGAGUACGAGUGCAAUAAAGGGUUUGAUAUGGUUGGUGAAGCCAGAAUAGUCUGUCAGGAGAAUGGUUGGACUCCAGCAGUUCCAAGAUGUAAAGCGGUCGAACUUCCUACCACCACCACCCCACGAACGACAGUGAAGGAAAACACCACACUUAAAGAGAGCCAGUCCUCUCCUGACAAAACUACUCCAAGAACUUCAGCAAAUGCAUCCACCACACCUGAAGAUGGAAGAAACGGAUCGGGCUCAAUUCAUGUCCAUAACUCUCUGUGGGUUAUGUUGGCAGUAGUGGUUGGAGUUGCUGUUCAAAAUGGGCUAUUCCAGUGAGCCUGUUCCUGAUAAGGAGUGGAGAAGAAAGAGAUGGGUGUGUUUCCUGGCUCUGUGUGAGAAUGGACUCGGGGGGACCGCCCUUGCCCUCGGUCUGAACUCCAUCCCUUGCUUGUUUGUUAGAGAAAUUACAAUACUGAAUUGCACUGAAGUCCGGUCUAUCAGAUACCGUGCCUUGAUAUUGUGUGUUAUGUUGUGUGACAUGGAGGGGGGUGUGUAAGAAUGUGAAAUGCUUUUGUUGACAUUUAUGUGAAUUGUCCUUGAAUGCUUAACUCAAUCUUAAUUUAUUUAAAUUAUUUGUAUUAUUUUUUUAUUAUUUGUGAAAUGGUUAUUAUUUGAAAAGAGCAGGCCAGCAGGGCUCAAGUAGUUUUAUCAUCUUAGAUUUUCAUUUUGCAGUUACAUUGAGUUUUCAGUGAGAUCAUUUCUGAAUGAGAGAAUUCCUGAAUUGGAAAAUGUUGGGGUUCAUUUGUGAAAAUAGAUUUUUUAAAAAAGUGUUACGGUAUAUAGUGCCAUAUGAAGGAACAGUAUUGUUGUGCUCACCCGACAGCUUGUAAAAUGACCAAUAAAGGCAUUGCU